Trichomonas vaginalis G3 is the source of this 369-nucleotide messenger RNA. Its product is annotated as potassium channel. The transcript has a single exon. NCBI's taxonomy places the organism in Eukaryota, Parabasalia, Trichomonadida, Trichomonadidae. The record is from RefSeq and is a predicted model, not a curated record. The coding region runs from base 1 to 369 and encodes 122 amino acids. Gene Ontology annotation, molecular function: protein binding.
AUGAAGAAAUUGCUUGAAAAAGGAGCAGAUGUAAAUCAAAUAAAUAAAGUAAACAAAAACGCUUUGCAUUUUGCAGUUGAAAAUGAUGCAUACGAAGCUUGCGUUUUGCUCCUUGAUAUAGGAGCUGAUCAGGACCAAAGGGAUGACGAGGGAUGUUUCCCUGCUCAUUACACACUCGAUAAUGAAAAUGAGAGAUUGAUGAAACUCUGCAUUGAUAAAGGUUUUCAACCUGAUUUUUGUGAUUUCACAAUGGAUGUCGAUUUCGUUCAUAAGAUCUAUGAUAAACAUGUAAGAAAACAAUACGGAGGAAGAAGAGGCAUGUGGGUUUAUGUCGGAGAUCGAAACAGUAGAAAUGAUUUUUAUUUUUAA